UGGCGGAGCAGGGGCAGACCGAGCCGAGCCAAGCCGAGGCAGGCUGUGUGUGAAUGGGGGAGACGCGCCGCGCCGCUCCGAGAUCCGCUCUUUCUGUUCUGGAUUACUGAUUCACUGUUGAACCUGCCCGGACUCCUCCUGCUGCUCCACCUGAGCGCAGCUCCCUCAGGUUUCAUGUGAGGAGAAGAAGAAGAAGAAGAAAGGAGAGCAGCAGCGCGCGUGGGACUGUGGAUUUAAAUAAGUGAUUGGACUUUUCUGCGCGUUUCCGUCCAGCCAUGUCCCUCUGAAGCUGACUCUUCAUCAGACCUGCAGCCAGCUCUUCUCUCCUCCUCCCCUCCUCUCCUCCUCCAUCCCUCCAUCCUCUCCUCCUCCUCCUCCUCUCUUUAUCCGCCAUGCUCCCUUCCCUUUCCUCUCCUUUUCUCCUCUUUGUCCUCCUCUCCCUCCUCCUCCUGUCCUCCCCCCUCCUCUCUGCCCCAGCUGUUCCUCCCCCUCCUUCUAUGCCGUCGGGCUGGGCGGUGUACCGAGCGCUGGACACCUCCCUGACCCACCUGACCGUCCACCGGAGGACAGGUGAGGUGUUUGUCGGUGCCGUCAACCGAGUGCUGAAGCUGUCGGCCAAUCUGACGGAGCUGAGGAGUCACAUGACCGGACCUGUGGAGGACAACGCCAAGUGUUACCCUCCGCCCAGCGUCAGGGCCUGCGCUCACAGACUGGAGUCGUCCGACAAUGUGAACAAAUUCUUACUGGUGGAUUACACUGGGAACAGACUGGUGGCCUGCGGCUCGAUCUGGCAGGGCGUCUGUCAGUUUCUCAGACUGGAGGAUCUGUUCAAACUGGGAGAGCCGCAUCACCGCAAAGAGCACUACCUGUCUGGAGCCAGAGAGGCUGACGGGAUGGCAGGUGUGGUUGUCGGUGAGGACGACUGGAUGGCCGACCCAAAGAGGAAGAAGCCGUUGAAGGGCGACAGCCGCCUGUUCAUCGGAGCCGCCAUUGAUGGAAAGUCCGAGUAUUUCCCCACUCUGUCCAGCAGGAAGCUGGUGGAGGACGAGGAGAGCGCUCACAUGUUCUCGCUGGUCUACCAGGACGAGUUUGUCUCCUCACAGAUCAAGAUCCCGUCGGACACGCUGUCCCUGUACCCGGCCUUCGACAUCUACUACGUCUACGGCUUCUCCAGCCGCACAUACGUCUACUUCCUGACUCUGCAGCUGGACACGCAGCUGACUCAGAUGGACGCCGGCGGGGAGAAGUUCUUCACCUCUAAGAUCGUCAGGAUGUGCUCCAACGACACUGAGUUCUACUCCUAUGUGGAGUUUCCUCUGGGCUGCACCAAAGACGGCGUGGAGUACCGACUGGUCCAGGCCGCCUACAAACAGAAACCAGGGCGACGGCUGGCCCAGGCACUCGGCUUGUCCGAGGACGACGACGUCCUCUUUGUCGUCUUCUCGCAGGGUCAGAAGAAUCGCUCUAACCCUCCCAGAGAGACCGUCCUGUGUCUGUUCACCCUCCACGACAUCAACCUGGCCAUGAGAGAGAGGAUCCGCUCCUGUUACCGCGGCGAGGGGCGGCUCUCGUUGCCGUGGUUACUCAACAAGGAGCUGCCCUGCAUCCACACGCCGAAGCAGAUCGGAGACGAUUUCUGCGGCCUGGUGUUGAACCAGCCGCUGGGAGGCCUGAGGGUCAUCGAGGGGAACCCGCUGUACGAGGACCGGACCGAGGGCAUGGGCGCCGUGGCUGCCUACACCUACGGAGAACACACGGUGGUGUUCGUGGGAACCCGGAGCGGACAGCUGAAGAAGAUCCGUGUGGAUGGGAUCCCACCGCCGGCCCAGAAUGCUUUGCUGUAUGAGACGGUGACGGUGGUGGAGGGGAAGCCGAUCCUCAGAGACAUGGUGUUCAGUCCAGACCACCAGUACAUCUAUCUGCUGAGCGACAGACAGGUGAGCAGACUCCCGGUGGAGAGCUGUGAGCAGUACAGCAGCUGCUCCGACUGCCUGGGAUCAGGAGACCCUCACUGUGGAUGGUGUGUCCUCUUCAACAAGUGUUCCAGACAGGAAGCAUGUGACAAGUGGGAGGAGCCUCAGCACUUCAACACCCGACUGGACCAAUGUGUCAACAUCACUGUCACCCCGAGCAACAUGUCAGUCACAUCCCCAGCAACGCAGUUGACCAUUCGAGUGCAGAACGUCCCGGCGCUGUCAGGAGGCGUGUCCUGUGUGUUCGAGGACCUGAGUGAAACCCCCGGAGAGGUGCUGUCCAAAGGCCAGGUGAUGUGUAUGUCACCGUCACUGAGGGAGCUGCCCACACACACGCAGGCCUACGCAGAGAAGCGUGAGGUCCAGCUCAGCCUUCGGUCCACUGAGACCGGACAUCAGUUCAUCACCACCAGCUUCGUCUACUACAACUGCUCUGUGCUCAACUCGUGCACUUCCUGUGUCAGCAGCGUGUUUCCCUGUCACUGGUGUAAAUAUCGUCACGUGUGCACAAACAACCUGCAGGACUGCUCCUUCCAGGAGGGACGAGUCAGCAGCAUGGAGGGCUGUCCUCAGAUCCUCCCCACCUCUGACAUCCUGGUCCCAGCUGGGAUGGUUCGUCCAAUCACGCUGCGAGCUCGUAACCUCCCCCAGCCUCAGUCGGGCCAGAAGAACUACGAGUGUGUGUUCAGCAUCCAGGGAAAAGUUCAACGCAUCCCCGCCGUGCGCUUCAACUCCUCCUGCAUCCAGUGCCAGAACACCUCGUACUGGUACGACGGGGACGAGACCGGUGCCCUGCCGGUGGACUUCUCCAUAGUCUGGGACGGGGAUUUCUUCAUUGACAAGCCUGCAGCCAUGAAAGCUCUGCUCUAUAAGUGUGAGGCUCAGCGCUCCAGCUGCGGUCAGUGCCUCAAAGCCCCGCCGGCCUUCGAAUGUGGCUGGUGCACCGAAACCAGGAAGUGCCUCCUGCGGCAGCACUGCCCCUCGCCUGAGCAGAACUGGAUGCACCACGGCCGGCACAACCUGCGCUGCAGCCACCCGCGCAUCACCAAGAUUGACCCUCUGACGGGUCCUCGUGAGGGGGGGACACGGGUGACGAUAGAGGGGGAGAACCUGGGUCUGCAGGUGAAGGAGAUCGCCCACGUUCAGGUGGCGGGGGUCCGCUGCAAUCCGGUCCCGUCGCAGUACAUCAGCGCCGAGAGGAUCGUGUGCGACAUGGCCGAGGCCCUCCUCCCUCACUCUCCAGGCGGCCCCGUCGAGCUCUGCAUCGGCGUCUGCAGCGCCGAGUACCGAACGCUGUCCACCCAGACGUACUCCUUCGUGAGCCCCAGUUUCGCUCGAGUUCGUCCAGAGAAGGGGCCUGUUUCUGGGGGAACCAGGCUCACAGUGACGGGUCGACACCUGGACGCCGGCAGCUCGGUCACCGUUUACAUCGACAAGGAGGAGUGUCUGUUUGUCAAACGGACCAAUCGGGAAAUAAUCUGCAUAACUCCCGCCUCUCUGUCGGGCUCUGGCCCCGCCCCCAUCCGCCUGAUGAUUGACAAAGCCGAAGUGACGAGCUCAGAGAUCAAAUACAUCUACACCGAGGACCCGACCAUCACCAGCAUCGAGCCGAACUGGACCAUCCUCAAUGGCAGUACGGUGAUCACAGUGACAGGAACCAACCUGCUGACCAUCCAGGAGCCCAAAGUCCGAGCCAAGUACGGAGGAGUGGAAACCAGUAAUUUCUGUACUGUGGUCAACGACAGCACGAUGACGUGUUUGGCUCCUGGUUUGGUCUACAGUAAACCAAACCCACCAGAGGGGGCGCUGCACCCAGACGAGUUCGGCUUCAUCUUUGAUCAGGUCUCUUCUCUGCUGAUCCUGAACUCCACCGCCUUCACGCACUACCCCAACCCGACCUUUGACCCCCUGGGGAGUUCUGGGAUCCUGGAGGUGAAACCAGGGUCACCCAUCAUCCUCAAGGGUAAAAACCUGAUCCCUCCUGCUCCCGGUAACAACCGUCUGAACUACACGGUUCUGAUUGGAGAGUCUCCCUGCCUGUUGACUGUGUCAGAGAACCAGCUGCUCUGUGAUUCGCCAGAUCUCACGGGGGAACAGCGAGUCCUGAUCCUCGUCGGUGGUCUGGAGUACUCCCCGGGUACGCUCCACAUCUACUCCGACAGCGCCCUCACGCUGCCUGCCAUCAUCGGCAUUGGAGCAGGCGGAGGCGUGCUGCUCAUAGCGAUCAUCGCCGUGCUGAUCGCCUACAAGAGGAAGACCCGCGACGCCGACCGCACGCUCAAACGCCUCCAGCUGCAGAUGGACAACCUGGAGAGCCGGGUGGCGCUAGAGUGCAAGGAGGCCUUUGCAGAGCUGCAGACAGACAUCCAGGAACUGACCAACGACAUGGACGGAGUGAAGAUUCCCUUCCUGGAGUAUCGGACCUACACCAUGAGGGUCAUGUUCCCCGGAAUAGAAGAACACCCGGUCCUCAAAGAGCUCGACUCUCCGGCUAACGUGGAGAAAGCUCUGCGUCUGUUCAGUCAGCUGCUCAACAACAAGAUGUUCCUGCUGACCUUCAUCCACACUCUGGAGGCUCAGAGGUCUUUCUCCAUGAGGGACCGGGGCAACGUGGCCUCGCUGCUGAUGGCGGCUCUGCAGGGUCGAAUGGAAUACGCUACAGUGGUGUUAAAACAGCUGCUGGCCGACCUGAUCGAGAAGAACCUGGAGAACAGGAACCAUCCCAAACUACUGCUGAGGAGGACCGAGUCUGUAGCUGAGAAGAUGCUGACAAACUGGUUCACCUUCCUGCUGCAUCGAUUCCUCAAGGAGUGUGCAGGUGAGCCUCUCUUCAUGCUGUACUGUGCCAUAAAGCAGCAGAUGGAGAAGGGACCGAUCGACGCCAUCACCGGAGAGGCUCGCUACUCUCUGAGCGAAGACAAACUCAUCCGACAGCAGAUCGACUACAAGCAGCUGACUCUGAUGUGUAUCCCUCCGGAGGGCGAGGCGGGGACGGAGGUGCCGGUGAAGGUGUUGAACUGCGACACGGUGACUCAGGUCAAAGACAAACUGCUGGACGCCGUUUACAAAGGGAUCCCGUUCUCUCAGAGGCCUCAGGCCGACGACAUGGACCUCGAGUGGCGCCAGGGCCGACUGACCAGGAUCAUCCUGCAGGACGAAGACGUGACCACCAAGAUCGAGAGCGACUGGAAGAGACUGAACACACUGGCUCACUACCAGGUAACAGACGGCUCCCUGGUGGCGCUCGUCCAGAAGCAGGUUUCUGCCUACAACAUCGCCAACUCCUUCACCUUCACCAGAUCGCUGAGCAGAUACGAGUCGUUGCUUCGCACAUCCAGCAGUCCUGACAGUCUGAGAUCCAGAGCUCCUAUGAUCACUCCAGACCAGGAGACAGGAACUAAACUGUGGCACCUGGUGAAGAAUCACGAGCACAGUGAUCAGAGAGAAGGAGACCGAGGCAGCAAGAUGGUUUCUGAGAUCUACCUGACCAGACUGCUGGCUACCAAGGGGACGCUGCAGAAGUUUGUAGAUGACCUGUUUGAGACUGUGUUUAGCACCGCCCACCGAGGCUCUGCUCUCCCAUUGGCUAUCAAAUACAUGUUUGACUUCCUGGAUGAGCAGGCUGACAAACGACAGAUCAGCGACCCAGAUGUCCGACACACCUGGAAGAGCAACUGCCUUCCUCUCAGGUUCUGGGUCAACGUCAUAAAGAAUCCUCAGUUUGUGUUUGACAUUCAUAAGAGCAGCAUCACCGACGCCUGUCUGUCGGUCGUCGCUCAGACGUUCAUGGACUCCUGCUCGACAUCGGAACAUCGGCUGGGCAAAGACUCGCCGUCCAACAAGCUGCUUUACGCUAAAGACAUCCCCAACUACAAGAGCUGGGUGGAGAGGUACUACAGGGAUAUUGCCAAAAUGCCCAGCAUCAGUGACCAGGACAUGGACGCCUAUCUGGUGGAACAGUCCCGUCUCCAUGGCAACGAGUUCAACACACUGAGCGCGCUCAGUGAGCUUUACUUCUACAUCAACAAGUACAAGGAAGAGAUCUUGACGGCACUGGAUCGGGAUGGGUACUGCCGUAAACACAAACUGAGGCACAAAUUGGAGCAAGCCAUCAACCUGAUGUCUGGAAGCAGCUGAGGAUGGACCGAUGGACCGAUGGACUGGAGGAUGGAUGGGGAAGAAGAACGGGGGAGGGGGAAGUGAAGGCAUUUUGAUUUUCUGAACUGUUUGAACAGUCAGCUGAACUUCUCAGUGUUGGACCGAACUGAAAGUCACUGCUCCGGCCCUUUAGCAAUCAAUCUAUCUGCAACUUAUGUGUCAGUGGAUGGAUUGAUUGAUCUGAAGAUUGGUUAAUUGGCUGGCUCUGAUCCCAACUACCUCCAUUUGGUGGGUUUUGGGGCUGAAGGUCAGAGAGUUCCAAACCGGAUGCAUUUACAACAUGGUUUCAUGGUGGAAGUCAUUUGGAGGGGAAAAGCGAACGUUUUAGAUGCAUCUGUCAGUUUGGAUUUGGAUUUAAAUUUGCUGCAGGUGUAAUCAGGGAUCAAAACAAGGGGGCAUGGCUGUGGAAACGAGGCUGAAGACUGUGUCAGGUUUCAUCACACAAAGGAUGGGGACUAAUGGACCUGACUGCAGGAUUCAAAGCCUGGUGUAGAACUUUCUAGAUGCUGGCUUGAAGAGCAAAAGGUCAAGUCAAGUUUCUGUCAAAUCCGCAAACUUGUUCAGAAACUAAGCUGGUAGUCAGAAGAUCAACAGGCCUGGUCUUGCCCUAAGAGAGUGGUUGUAGUGUGGAAGAAUCCAGGCUAAAUAUCAAAAGGUCAAGUCGAGCCUUACCAACCGCUGAACCUCUUUGCUGAUGUCUUUAUUUUGGCUCAUUUAUCUUUACCUUGAAUCCUUACCCUUGUGUGGAAGGUUCGUGAUUAACCACAAGGCAUUCGGGUCAACCUCUAAGGAAGAAGGCAUCAAAGUCAAUGUUUAACUUGUUUGUAAAGGAUUCAGGAGGUUGUUGCAAGCUUUAACAAAGAUGAAGGAAGCAAAUAAAUGGAUGUUCCAAAAACUAAUGACUUGAUUGGACCUUGAAAUCACUGCUUCAUUUUGAAAGACGUGGAAGCCAAGUGGAAAACAACAGGAAAGUGAGUGUUUGAGUUGACACCAUCUGACUUGACCUUGGACUGUUCAGCCAAGCCUCAUCAGGAUUUAGAAGUUUGCUCUUUAAAUAACCACUCAAUAUUUUUUCUCUGGACAAUCACUCUGUACCACAGCACACUGAGCCUGAUGCCUACUGACCGACCAGUACCUGUGUCCAUAAACCCUUAUCCUCCCACCAUCUUCUUUUCUUUGUUCCUUUCACCCUCAUUUCCUCAGUGUUUGACCUCCUUUGCUUUAUCCGUUUCCUCAUUUCGUCUCUUUUCUGACCUUACCCAUUUCCUCUUCCACCCAACUUUUGAUUCCUCCUGCACCUCGACCCUGCUCCAUCAUCGGUCAGUCAUGCUGGCCUCUGGCCAUCAUCUUAACUCCUGGCCAUCCUAUUGACUCUUAAGUAAUGUACUGCCCGACCAAUGAAGACUGUGGAAUUCGCCAGAAUAACAGAACAGAAAUUAAUCCAGAAUUGUGUUUUGAAUACAUUCCAGCACAGGCAAGGUCUGUAAAUAAGCAGGUUGAUUUGCUAAUUUUUCAGAAGGGAAGAAAUUCUGAAAGUGCUUUGGCUGACCUUUUUCAGGACCAGAGCGACUUGGAAAAUGGGGUUCUGGAUUCAGUACCAGUUGGUAAACUUUGAUCGCUUUAUCGUCGGACCUUGCACAUACACCCACAUACAGCCAUGCUUUACAGCGCCAUGCUAACCGUGCCCAGGGGGAAAUACUGUGCAAAGCUACAAGCCCAGUGCCAUGUAAAGACCGGACCGUGUCAUGUCAGAACUGGACCGGACUUGGACCAAACCCGGAUCAAAAACAACCUGGAGUGGAGUUUUAACCGGACAAGAACUUUUAAGACUUGUGGCCAUAAUUGUAAAGAACAAAAAAAGAAAGAUGAAAAUAAUAAUGGUGAUAAAAUAUAAAAAUUAAAAAGAAUACAAAAAGAAAGGAAAAAAGAAAUAUUGAAAUGUUAACAUGUAAUAAGAACUUUGUGGAUUUGACAGUAUGGAUUUUAAGGAGCUGAACUUGUAUAAAGCUGAACAUUAUGCCACAUCAGAGUCUGAAGAAAGAGAGAGCCAAGAGAGGGCAAUGGAUCAGACUGAAACCAAACCAGCCCAGUCCUCACAACGUCAGACGACACCAGGCUGAACCGGGCCAAACCGGAUUAGACGGUAGUCUGUUCUGCUUGGUACCUGAAGGAGCUGAACUGAACUCAAUCUCAGCUCUGUAUGUCAAAGAUUUAAAGACAAGAAUUUCUGGUGCUUCUUUGCCAAACAGAACAUGAGCGUAGCUCUUCGGAUGGAGGCCUGGCCUGGACGUUCAGGUGGUGUUUGGAGGGGUUCAGUCGUUGCAUGUGCAUCUUCAGAUGGAGUCUUUGUUUCCAUGAGCUCUUGUAUAGAAAAGAAUGAGGAUGCUUUCACACUGCCGGCUCAGUCUCAAUUCUAUCAACUGUUUGCCUUAAAAUUCAAACUCACCGCUCUUUCUUCUGACCUCUGGUGAGGAUGGAGCCGCUCUACCUUUACUUUAGAAAGGAGUGAUGCUGGCAAACAAAUGCACACUAAAAGCAACUGUAUCCGAGAAAACUGAACCCAGUGUGAAAAGCUCUUAUUCUUUGUUAGAAUGAUGGCUAAAUGUUGGAUGGAGAACUUUGGCAAAGCCCCCACACACCGCAAUGUUUUCUGUGGUAGAACAUUUUGUUAAGUUGUUUCAGGUCCAACAUAUGUAGAAAUUUAAGUUCAGUGCUGAUAUUUGACCUUUUGAAAAUACUAAAACUUCUAACUCUUCUAUGAGCAGGUGAAAAUGACUUCACUUCACCGUCUCCAUCUCUAAAACUGAACACGCCACCGGGUCCGUGAGACUCCGGAGGAAGGCCGGUGGAUCAGGUGAAAAUGUUCUACCACAGCUGAAGCGUCUCUCUGUUGGCUCUCUGCGAUGCCAUGAAGCUACAAAGCACCUUUUUUUUCUUGCUGUUGUUUCACUGUCGUUUGAAUCUUCGGGGCCAAAAGGACCCAAGUGAGGAGGAGGAGGAGGAGGAGGAGGAAGGGUCCUGAUAAAAGACUGCCUUUUAGAUGAUUAAUUAUAGAAUAGGGAGGGAAGCCACUACCAUACCUAUACCACUGUUCAUGCAACCUGUGUGUGUGUGUGUGUGUGUGUGUGUGUGUGUGUGUGUGUGUGUGCGUGCGUGUGUGUGUGCGCGUGUGUGUUUUAUGCUGCUGCUGCAGCUGCUGCAGUCGAAACUCAACCGUUAAAUCGCCGAUCGUAUCUGCAGCUCAAUUAAAAGUCUUUUCUUUAAACUGACACCAUGUAAAUCGGCUGAUUGGUAUCUUCAACACUUUUGAAAUCGCUGAUCAGAUAUUUUCUCAGUAAAAAUCUCAACUUGUCCUUUAAACUGAAAGUGAUAAAUGGAACAAAAUUGAGCUCAUCCUCUUUGUGUCCUUGUCACAAUUAUGAGCAGAAUUUUGUGGGUGAAACAAGCUGGGGGUUCAGGAGACGAGUUUCUGUCCUCACGUUGAAGGGUGGGGGAGGAGGAGGAGGAGGAGGAGGAGGAGGAAAUGCCCGCUGCAUGCUGAAUGUGGAGAAGGAGGGUCAGUUUGCAAAAACGUGAAGAAGAGGAGGAAAAUGUGACGUUCUAAAGAUAAAUAAAUGUUAGAGUAGCACACACGAGGAUGAGGAUGAAAGAGGAGGUCAGAUUCUCUUUUUGCAUGCUGAAGUGAGAGGAAGGAGGAGGAGGAGGAGGAGGAGGAGGA
Scatophagus argus is the source of this 9849-nucleotide messenger RNA. RefSeq names its product plexin A3 (gene plxna3). Lineage: Eukaryota; Metazoa; Chordata; Actinopteri; Scatophagidae. Gene Ontology annotation, biological process: negative regulation of cell adhesion; regulation of cell migration; semaphorin-plexin signaling pathway involved in axon guidance. The coding region runs from base 393 to 6110 and encodes 1905 amino acids. The transcript is spliced from 38 exons. Gene Ontology annotation, cellular component: semaphorin receptor complex. Gene Ontology annotation, molecular function: protein binding; semaphorin receptor activity. The record is from RefSeq and is a predicted model, not a curated record.